Molecule: messenger RNA, 3227 nt
Organism: Callorhinchus milii (elephant shark)
Lineage: Eukaryota; Metazoa; Chordata; Chondrichthyes; Chimaeriformes; Callorhinchidae
Product: endoglin
Exons: 16
Coding region: 276-2309 (677 amino acids)
Source: RefSeq, a predicted model, not a curated record
GCAGCGACUUUUUUUUUGAGGACAUCAUCUUCAAUCAAUACAGUCUUGCAGGAGAAUUGACCCUUAAGAGGAUGAUGCGGUUAAUCUCUCUCCAUCUUUAAGAUUAUCACUAACAAGUCUCAAGGCUGGAUUUGCGGUGUGGGAUCUUUGCUCAUUUGGAGAUAUCUCCAUAUCUGCAUUCACUAAACAUCACUGCCUCCCUGGGAGAGGGACAGAAUCCAGCGUCCCGCCUGCUCGAUACAGGAUAAAAGAAGCAACUGUUAAAGAUUAGAACCAUGAAAGCAAUUCUACUCAUGACGGUCCUGAUCACUUUAGGGUCAUGGAUACAAGCAGCUGCCGCGCAGAGCAAUAGAUGUCGACUCACGAAUGUUUCAUCCAGCCAUCCCAUCACCGUGUCUGAGCUGAAGGUGGUGCAGAGAGGGGAUGCGUUACAGAACUGUGUGAACUGCAGCAGUACUGCUCAAGAGACUGUCCACGUCAUCCAUGUGGAGUACACCAACAUCUUGCCAACGGUUAGGUUGGAUUUGACUCAUGUCAAUGACACUCAGACAAUGAUCUUCGUGCUCAACAGCAAGAUUGCAUUGAUUUGGAACAUCACUCAUGCACAAAGAUUUCCAAUUAUAGUCAAUUUAUCUUCAAACAGCAAGCUGUGUUGUGGGACAAUAGAGAAUGAGGUGACUCUAUUCACAUUUCCCCCCUUUUCGACCAGUAAAGAUCUCUUGGAGACAGCCAGAAAAAAUUUUCCUUCAAUCGCCUCUGUCACAGAGCUUGUGAAGCCGAUGGAUGUCACGUUCAGAACGAGAGAAGAUAUGAAGCUUCCCACGACAUCUGGACAAGAGCCUCUUGUCACUAGCACCUGGUAUUUACACUACAGCUUCAAUGAACCACAGCUGAUCGGUUGCACAGAGUCUGAUGAGCACGCGGACAGACAAAUCCAAACCCACGUCAUCAGUUUCAAGCCCUCGCCUUACUUCAGUGAUUCCGUGAAUAGAACAGUCAACAUCUACAUUGGAUUUAAGGACUGGGGAAACUAUAAGAUACCCAAGUUGUUUCUCAGCAUAGAGAUCAAACAGCCUGUGACUGUACACAUCGACGGGGAAGCUCAUCCACCGAUAAACAUUAAGCUGCCUCAUGAAUCCAGAUUUAUGUUUCUGAACGACAUGUUUAAAACACAUACAUUUAACUACAGUGAGGAAUGGCCCGACAUGAACCUUCUCCCUUUGACGUCCUAUACCGAGAUUCCACUGGCUGACCAGGUUCACCUUCAAAUCCGGAGAGAUGGCAGCACGCAGCAUCCCAUACCCUUUCACGUACAAACAGAGUCGCCGCUCGAUAUUUCCAAGAUCAUUCACUGCGGAGAAACAGGGAUGGAGAUUUACUACCGAACAUCAACCGGCAAAGAUUCUGUGAUUCAGGAAAUCACGUUAUUGGACGAAAACUGCAUAGCAAGAAACAAUGGGACUCACUUCUACCUGAAGCUCUCGUCUUUCACCAACUGUAAAACUGCUGAAAGUCAGGAUGGCCAUCAAUAUGUGAACAAGCUGAAGGUGAAGUUCAGCAACAAAACUGAAAGAUAUUAUGACGUGUCCUGCCCUCGUAUCCGCAAACCGUGCGACAUCCUCCGGCUGAAAAGUUCCUCGGAACCCGAUGGCAUUCAGAUGAGAAUCUUUAAAUCUUUGGACUUUGAAGUCCUAUCCUUAACCCUCUUCAACAACAGCUCUGCCUUCACAGAGAUCACAUUAUUGUCUUUCGGAGCUGGGAUUUUUAAGCAUAUCAGACUGAAGGAAUGUCAUCUCAGCCCGAGAAUUCCCAUCCAUUCAGUAAGCAAGGGCCACAGCUUUGCCAACGUGUCAGUGACUUCUACUGAUCUCGGAGAGCACACCAGCCACUGCAACAAUUCAGUGAUUCUCCACAAACGGUUCCGCUUUAUGUUCCGCCAUUUGUGGGGCCCCAGUGUGGAGGAGAUGGACAUGCAAUGUGUUUUGAAUCUGUGUUUCAAUAUGGAUAACUGCAUGGACCAAAAAAAAACAACUUCCCUAACACUGAAAAUUGACAAGAAUCAUUCCAGCAGAUCUAAUACAAUAGUCACCCAGGGCCUGGAGAUGGCAGCUGUGUUAGGAAUUGCAUUUGGUGCUUUCUGCAUUGGAGCAUUGCUGACCGCAGCGCUGUGGUACAUCUAUUCACACACCGGAGCGUCUGUGGAGAAGGAACCCGUCCCCACUAUCCCACCAGCGUCUGAGGCCAGCAGCACCAACCACAGCAUCGGCAGCACCCAGAGCACUCCCUGCUCCACCAGCAGCAUGGCCUAGCCCUCACUGCCAUUCCCCCAGUGACCGGUCACCACCACCCGCGACACACCGGCAGCCCCGGCCACUGGAACACUCCUCGGCAUUCUGAACAGCAGCAAAACUCCCAGCGUUGACCUAAUGUAACAUCCAUCUGCAGUAAAGGUACCUGACAGCAGCACUGCCUGAUACAGCUGGUGCCAACGGAUAGACAAUGACGGACCCUACGGGUGACCACAAGGUCUUUAUUAAGUCAAUGUUCAGCAGACUCCAGGAACCAGACACAGAGCCUGGGUCUGAUGUUAAUGUAAUGUCUGCUCCACAAGGUGAGGUUAAAGCCUUUGCUCUGGUCUCUGCCUGGUUACAUCCCAUGUACUGUUUGGAUAUUUUAUGUGUGUGUGUGUGCGCGUGCGUGUGUGUAGGGAGCGGGGUGGGAGGUAUUGAGUUUGGGACAUGUUUGAGCAUGGGGUGCUGUCACUGAUGGGUGAUGGCACUCGUACUGGGAAUAAUGGGUUAGUAAAUAACGACCUGAUGUAUAUCCAACAGUUACUGUGCUGUUAACUGUUGGGAUUCUGAACCCAGUAUGUGUGAGAUUCCAUCAUCAGCAGCAACAAGGCUUUAGCCCGACUACGAGACGUGGAAUACUGUAGCUUCUGUGGUUGAAAUGUUUUUAUGAACGAGCUUUGUUGCCAGGAAAUGAUCAGAAAACCGGAGCAGUUACACAGAUUCUUACUUUAUUUGCUUUUUUUUUGUAAAGAAAUCAUGGAUACAGUUUAUGCCUUAAUAUAUUAAUAUACAGAAUUAUUAACCUAUAAAACUAAUAAAGAAUGCAUUCCUAUACAUAUACCCUCCGAUCUCCGUAAAAAGCUGUAGCAAAUCUCUUCCUUCCUCACACAAACAGGAACAUAAGAAAUGCUAGAUGAAAAAAAGACCAAGGUCCAU